AGAGAGAGAGAUGUGUAUAGAUUUUGGGUCUUGGCGUAUUCUUCGGCGGUAGUGGUGAGAUGCUGUUAGGUCUCUUUUAAGGUGGGUGCAGUUAGCCCUUGUGACUAGAAGGCGAGACUUUCAAGCCUUUUUCGAAGUCUGAGCUCUCCCUUAGUCAGUUGUAGCAUUUUGAGGAAGCGGGUUGGUUGGAGCGUUUUUCUAUGGUGGAAAGUUUGCAUUCAGUUCUCGGAGGAAGUUGCAUAGAGAGGGUUGUGUUGUUUUUUUUCAACCUUGGUCUGCUCUCUCGGUGGCAGCGUGUUUUUCUUGCUUUCACGACAUUUUCGGGGUUAUGUUCUCGAACUCAAAGCUUUGUGAUGUGUCUUCUUUUCAUCGUGCAGGUUCUGGUAGUUGUGGCAGGUUUACUAGCCACAUGCCUCUCCAAUAAGAACAGUCUCUAGCUUAAAGCUUUGAUAGGUGGUUCAUGUGGGUUCUCUCGGGUUCAAUAGGAGUAAUAAGGUGCUUGUGAGCUUUGUUAAAGAAGAGCAGAGGAGGCUGGUUCCGAUAGUUGGUGAAAUGAUGGCUGAUCUUCGACAAGUGCUAGUUGCUCAGUAUCCCUAUCCUGGAGCAAUCUCCUUUUUUUUUUUGAAUUAUACAGAGGUAUCCUGCCCCUACAUAAGUGAUCCAUACUAGUCACGUGUUGCUACGUGUCGGUCGUCUGUCCCUGGCAAUGCUGAAAUGUUAAUUUUCCAGUGGCCGGGAUUCGAACCCAGGUGGCGGUACUCACAGCUGUAAGUCCUUUACCACUAGAGCUAGAAGCCCCGGUUAAUCUCCAUUUUCGUCUAUCGCAAUUUCUGGUCUUGUUAUGGUGUUGUGCUUGAUGAACAUAAUUGGAUUUUCGUGGUGGGUGAUCUUUUGGAAGCGAGCUUGGGAAAUCCAAUAUCUACCAGCUCGUGAUUCAUAUAUUAAAGGUCGUCUCAACAUUGAGUAUCCAUAACGUGUGUCGCUUCUGCCUUACUGGACUUCUUUUUUUUUAACGUUUAGUAAUCGUGUAACAAUGUUAUUUAUUGUUGUAAUUAUAAUUUGUUCUACUAUGAUAUUUGUAUAUUUUUGUAAUUUUUAUAAAAGACCUUGAAAAUGGUAAUACAAUCUUAACAUGUUUACAAAAAAAACAUAUAAAUUUGUAAUGUUUAUUUUAUUAUAAUCUAUCACAAUUACGAGGAAAAAAAAUAAUUAAUCUAGUAUUCUCAUUUUGUCAAGAAAGAAAACUGCGUUUGUCUAUGUGUAUAAAGUUUUACGCGAAUAUACCAAAUUGACGAGUUAUAUUUGUUUUCGUCCAACUAUUUUAUGUGUUAAGAUUACUUUCCAUUAACAUUUUGCCAAGGAACCAAGUCGCUGUGCCUGUGAUCUAAAAUAUUUAGACGGAGGUCGCUUUCUUUCCAAGUAAGCUUGUCUCCAUAACUCGGAAUUAUCUUUGUCUAAGCACGUACAUGAUUUUAUAUCUACUACGUCAAAUAUUUUGAUUCGUGCACUUGUUAAAUCCAUUUCUAGAUUUUAAGAUAACUCAAUCUACAACAUUUAUCUCUCUUUUUAAAUUUUAAAUUUAAAAAUGGCUCGCAUCAAUACUUCCAUAGAUUUUUUUUCUGAAAACAAUACUUUCAUAGAAUUGAUAACAAACUUUAUUUGGUUAGGAACAAAUCUUAUUUCGUUAGGUUUGAUUUUACAGAACAAUUUUGAAAGAAAUAACUAAAACUAUCAGCAUUUAAUUAUAUUCAAAACUUAUGAAUUUGAGUAUUUGACUCUGGUCCAGAAAACAAUAUGCAUAUAAACCUUACGAAAUUGAAUUUGAACCAUAAAUUCUCUAUAAAAAAAUCUGAAUUUGAAUUUUUCUUUUCUGAAUUUGGUUAUAGUUUAAAUAUAAAUAAAUUUCAAUUCGUUUCAUUUAAUAAUCCAAAGUCAUCAUGCCGCACGUGAAUGAACUGAAUGGUACCAACGAAGUUGGCAGAAAACGUAAAUAACAUUAAACAUGAAACGCACCGUAUCAUUAAUCAAUAAUGGACUUUAAAACGCAGAGUAAACGCCGUUAAAACGCAGAGUAAACACUUUAUAAAAGCACUAUUCCUUCUUGUUCUCUCCCACUUCUUCAAACUCCGAGAAAGUGAAGAGAAACGCGAGAAAUUUUUUGUAAAGGAAAAAAAACAUGGACGAAGAUGGUUUUUCGCAAUGUCCCAAACACUUUUCAAAACGCGGUUUUAUCGGCGUUUGCCCUUUCUGUCUCCACGAACGACUCUCUUCCCUUUGCCCUGACUGUGCUACCGAUAUACCAUGCUCCUGUAGCUCACGCGCCGCCGUGUGUUUCUCUCCGUCGUCUUCUUCGUCUUCCUCUUCGUUCUCCCUCUUUGCCUUUAGUUUCCCUGGGAGCGGGUCCGUAGGUCAAGUCGCGAGUUUGAUCGAAUGCGAACCUGCGUUUCGGAGAUCAAAAUCGAUGGCGGUUCCGAUUAAACCGGAUACAGUUGACGAUUCCGGGUCGGGUAUUGAACCGGCUCGUGGGCUGAGUAGAAAAACGGUGUCGUUUUGGAGGAUGUUGAUGGGAAACAAAGGAGGAGAUACGAAGCCGGCGAUCAUGAGGAAGUCGAGAUCUGUUGCGGUCGUGGGAGAUAUGAAAUACCCUCCGGCGACGGGAAAAGGGAAGGGGUGGAGUUUUCCGAGCCCGAGUAAGGUUUUUCGGCAAUCGAAGAUGAUAUUUCAACAAAGGUCUCCAUUGUACAGAGGUUGAGAUUUUCUGCUAGUUUCUUAUUGUUUUUGUUUACUUGAGUUUAAAGCAGGUUAUUAAUUUGUUCAUUUUCACCUUUCUCAAAUCUGUGUAUUAUAAAGUGGAAAAUAUUAGUUUCUUGAUUUUUUUUAAUUGUCAGCGAAUAUGAUUCUUCUUUAUUAAUU
Brassica rapa (field mustard) is the source of this 2913-nucleotide messenger RNA. RefSeq lists its product as uncharacterized. The record is from RefSeq and is a predicted model, not a curated record. Lineage: Eukaryota; Viridiplantae; Streptophyta; Magnoliopsida; Brassicales; Brassicaceae.